UCACGUGACUGUAAUGCAAACAGAUUGCAUUUAUUACUGUGGUGAUCUUCUGUUGUGUAGUGUUCUUUUUUGAUUUAUUGUACAAGAGAUAAAUCAUUCCUUCAGGAGAAAUAGAAUAAUGGAGUCGUCUGAUAAAAACUGUACUGAUAAUCAAGAAAAAGAAUACAAGAAUGAUAAUAAUGAUGAUGAUGAUGUUCAUCAUAUGGAAGGAGUCAAUGAAACAACAUGUCUGCCAUUGGAACAGGACUCAGAGGAGAUGAAGGAAGCAGAGAAGGCUGAUAGUGCAAAAGACACUGAUGUUACUAACAAUUCAAAUAGUUCAGUACAAGGUGAACAAGUACUGUGUAUGUUGAAUCUUAUGCCAAGGAAGAGGAUCAGAGAAGAGAGUCAAGACACUGAUGUACUGGAGGAGUGGAAAGCAAAGCAAGUAAAAGAAGACAUAGGCCAGACAGAGGGUUCUAAUGUGACUCCACCUCCAGCGGUCUCCGCCUCUCCGUCUAAAGAAUCCAAUACCCAUCCCUCUUCACUAUCACAACUCUUUAAAAAAGAUCCAGAUUUCGUUUUAUCUUUAUUGUCAAAAGCUGUAUCAAUGGACUCUUUAUCACUUCUCCUUAAGACUGAGCACCAGAAUAAUGCAGCCCAGCUCAAGAAUCUAAAGGAAAAAGUUGAAAAGGCUCAUAGUGUGCUAAGUCAAUGUGCUGGUCGUAGAGAGUUUUUGCUGAAAUCAGUUGAUGAGGUGACUAAAGAUAUACAAGCAAAGCGAUCGCAACUUGCUGCAACCAGAGAAGAACUCCGUGAGAUGAGCAUGCACGAAGGCCAAGUCAAGCAAAAACGAGACUUGGCCUCACAAAAGUGUUUGGAUCUUCGGAAGAAAGUCCGCGCUUGCCGUGAUACUGUGCAGCAGCUGCAGGGCUUGUACGGGAAGAAGAGAAAGAGCAGCGAAAAGACCUUUAAGACUCGUACAGUGGAGACAUGAUCCAUCUACUAUCAGACAUAUGAUGAGAGUUAACCAAUUAUUAUUAUUUUUGUCCAAUAAAAUCAGUUUUAUUAAAAGGAUGCAUGCAUUCUCUAUGUGUGGGUAGUGCUCGGUAAAUUAAGCAUCGAUAGUAUAUAUAGUCCAGUGGCUUCCUUUUUUUAAAGGUGAAGCAUAAGUUCGAGACAAGAACAAAACUCAAAGGGAAUGGCAGAAGCUAAGAUAGCAGCUCAUCAAGCUGCUCUUAGUAAGAGCGCCGUCAUAAAGGAAGGCUAUCUUGUCAAAAAGGGUCACAUAAGACACAACUGGAGAACAAGAUGGUUCAUACUCAACAAGACUUCACUUAUCUACUACAAGAAUAGAGAGGAUUCACAUCCCAAGGGACACAUUACUCUAAUUGGAGCAGCUCUGGAUUGCCCGACAUUUAGUAAAGUCAAAAAAAGAUGGCUACUCAAGCUAACAACCGCCGAAGGAAAGGAGUACAUGAUCGAAGCACCUGAUCAAAUCUCAAGGAGCGAGUGGCAGCUGGCAAUAGAGGAAAGAAUAAGAAGGCUUGACCCAUCAAAGCUGGAGGAAAGUAAACGUUUAUCGACCUUUGAAAGGGGCAGGAUUACCCUAAGACGAUCGUUCUCCAAGUCACAAAAUGACGAAGAGAUAUCCAAACAAAGGGACAUUGUUCAAGCAAUGCAAGACCCAUCAGCUGGUGUUUGCUUGAGCGAGAUAAAACGAGGAAGACAUAUUGAUAAAUAUUUCAAUGGUAAAGAUGCUAUUGAUUGGAUUAUUUCGUGGUUUUUUGCUCGUGACAGAGAAGAAGCCAUUUCACUAGCUGGUGAUAUGCUUAGGAAUGGCUUCUUUCAUGCAAUAGAGGAAGAAGGAGAAGGACGAAGGAAGUUCCAUCAAAGCACUAUUGCAGCUGACAAAGGAAAAUUCUCCGUAUUUCAAGACUUGGAGAGUGCAAGAUAUAUAUUUGUCUCCUUUAAUCCAGUUCAAAAGGUUAAACUGUUUACUGCUAGUGAUGAUGGUGGAGAAGCUACUGAUGAUGACGCCUUCUGGAUGGCAGCCAGUGACUCAUUUCUACCAGAUGCUACUAAAAACAGAAGUGUUUCUAUGGAUUCAACAGACUCCUUACCUGGGGAUAAAGAUGAUAAAAUUAUCAGGCAAGGCUUUCUUCUCAAAAGGGGUCAUGUGAGAAAAACAUGGAAGAUUAGAAGAUUUGUCCUCAGAGAGAAAUCUACAUAUCUUUGCUAUUACAAGACAGAAACGAUACAAAAUGAUCCACAGGGAGCUAUCCCAUUACCAGGCUCCACUGUUUCAAUAAUUACUGAUGACAUAGAAUCUUCAUCAUCAUCUAUAGAAUAUUCCACAUCUCCUCUUACAGGAUCGGCAUCUUCAAAGAGCGGAUCUUCACCAGUAAAGCAGAGUAUAGAGAAGAGACCUUAUUUAUUCUGCGUGCUAACCCAGUCUGGUGUUAAGUAUUUCAUUCAGGCAGCAUCAGAGAAAGAGAGGUCAGACUGGGUUAAUGACAUUGAAUAUCACAUUAAAAGAGUAACACUAACUGGAUUAUAUUGAUGUCACCUUUUUAUUAUCAUUUAUGUGCCUUCUCAAUUUAACUUAACUCAUUGUUGACUGCAUUGAUUUUAUGG
Messenger RNA from Amphimedon queenslandica, 2616 nucleotides. RefSeq names its product pleckstrin-2-like. Gene Ontology annotation, cellular component: plasma membrane. Lineage: Eukaryota; Metazoa; Porifera; Demospongiae; Haplosclerida; Niphatidae. The transcript has 14 exons. The record is from RefSeq and is a predicted model, not a curated record. Gene Ontology annotation, biological process: intracellular signal transduction; actin cytoskeleton organization. Bases 1181 to 2542 code for a protein of 453 amino acids.